Molecule: messenger RNA, 10777 nt
Organism: Anopheles funestus (African malaria mosquito)
Lineage: Eukaryota; Metazoa; Arthropoda; Insecta; Diptera; Culicidae
Product: nucleolysin TIAR
Exons: 9
Coding region: 1346-2569 (407 amino acids)
Molecular function (GO): RNA binding
Source: RefSeq, a predicted model, not a curated record
GUGACGGUGUGCGUGUGUGUGUGUUAGUGAGUUUUCCUACGAAAUAGCGAAAUCAGCAACACCAGCAGAAAAGGUGUACAGAACGUGUUGAUAACAGUGAGACCGUGGUGCCGUGUGUCCGUUAUUAGAGCUCGGGAGUGUGUUGUUAAUUGAUGAAAAAAGAGGCUCGCCAAAAUGCCGCAGAACACCCCAUAUUUCCAGUCACCCUGGUUUUCCCUUCCCUUGGGCCCCUUAUUUCGGUCCCCUAAGGGUGAAAAACUGUACUGAGGUGGAAGAAAUACAAAAGAAGAAGCAACAAAAAAAAGCAAGAACACAACGCACACAGGAACCCUGGAAGUGUUCGAAAACGGAACAAAGGAAAACGAUAGCUUUUUAUGAAAUUUAAUUUAUGCUGAUGUAUGCCAAAUCGGGGAAAUGGACAAAAAAGAAACCCUGAAACGGACCAUCAGUACUCUGCACAGGUAUCCGUGUGAUGGGCGAUGGCGAAUGGUGUGGUCAGGCUACGGUCGUGUGGUCGCAUUCGCAGGACAUGGGUUUUUAGCGUGAAAUGUGUAUAUGUGUGUGCCGUUUUUAGUAGAACUUUUGCGACCUAACGAAGAGCACACUGACACGCGCACGCACACACACAAGCACUUACUAAAAUGAAGUGAAAACAAGUGAAGAAGUUGGCAGGGAACUGAACUGAUGAAGUACAUUGGUACAAGGAUAUACCAGGACGGAAAGACAUAUAGCAGAACUGUCCAAUUGAUCAUUGAUGCCGACGCGGUGCCGCAGCGCUAAACACAACAAAAAGAAAAUAAACUAAACAAAAGUUAAACCAACCAAACAAACACGUCUGCAACACUGUAAAACAUUCUGCUAACAGAUCAUCAGACACCUAGAAGACAAACUAAACCCCGUUUGGCACUGUUAAAGCGUGUGAAGCGUGUGUGAACGAGAGAGAUUGAGAGAGAGAGAGAGAAAAAAAAAGAGAAGAAAACCUAUAAACCCAGAGGACCACAACCUAUUUGCAUAUAAAGUAAAGAAGGUAGUAGCUGUUUUAUAUUGACAUUUUACAAAACAAAACACUCACUCGUGGUGUGGUGCGUAGCAGAGAACGCAAUACAGUAGGAAAGGACAAAGAUCCUUUAGUCCACACAACUGCUGCAAUCGGACAUACAUCGGUUUUUUUUGCGGCGAUAACAGCCUCGAUAGCCGCCGCUGCGCACGAACGGCACGACACAACGACAACAGAGCGACAGCGAGAGCUCAACAAACGCACACCAAAUUUUUGCCAAAUUUAUCCUGUGAACACAAAGAACUGUCAGUGCUGGGGUACAGAUACGUGCAGCCUGCAGGCACCACCAUGCUGGCCAUGUCAACGCUGAUGAUGCCGGCACCAACGAUGGCGCUCGGUGCACCGCAGCUAGCGGUGGGCCCGCACCAGAAGCCACCGGAAGCGAAACUGCUCGCAAUCCAUCCGGCACACACGCAAACGCAAACUACUCCUCAGCAUCAGCUGCAGGCGCAACAGCAGCAGCAGCAGCAGCAGCAGGCGCAACAGCAGCAGCAACAGCAUCAGCAGCAACUUCAGCAGCUGUCUGCAAUAAAGCAAGAGCAUUACCACAUAUUCGUGGGUGAUUUAAGCCCGGAAAUUGAAACGCAAACCCUGAAGGAAGCAUUCGCCCCGUUCGGAGACAUAUCUGAUUGUCGCGUUGUUAGGGAUCCUCAAACAUUAAAAUCGAAAGGAUACGGAUUUGUUUCAUUCGUAAAGAAAACGGAAGCGGAAAAUGCAAUUGCGGCUAUGAAUGGGCAAUGGCUUGGUUCGAGGAGUAUUCGAACAAAUUGGGCAACUAGGAAACCGCCGGCUAGCAAAAACGAAAUCAACGCAAAGCCGCUGACAUUUGAUGAAGUGUAUAAUCAAAGUAGCCCGACCAACUGUACCGUCUACUGUGGUGGCAUCGGUGGUACUUUGGCUGGCGGAUUGAAUGAAGACAUUUUGCAGAAAACUUUCUCUCCGUUCGGUACCAUACAGGAAAUCAGGGUGUUCAAGGAUAAAGGCUACGCGUUCGUAAGGUUCUCGACCAAAGAGGCCGCAACUCAUGCGAUUGUCGCCGUGCACAACUCCGAGAUCAACUCCCAAACGGUAAAGUGCUCCUGGGGCAAGGAAAGUGGUGAUCCGAACAAUGCACCCUCGUUGGCUAGCCAGGCACUGAGCCAGACCGGAUUUCCGUUCAAUACCGCGUACGGGCAGCAAGUGGCCGGCUAUUGGUAUCCGCCGGCUCCGGCAUAUCCAGCAACACCGGCACCGGCGGCAACACCCUUGCAGGGUCAAUUUCUCCAGGGCAUGCAGGGUUACACGUACGGACAGUUUGCCGGCUAUCAGCAGGGUUACAUGGGCAUGGGCAUGCAGAUUCCCGGUGCCUGGCCUGCUGUACCAGCGCAGGCGCAGCUACCUACUGCGGCCCAGCAGAUUACGGCCCAGAGCGUUGGCGGUGCAUUGCCCCAAACUGCUGGGGUCGUCGCGUACCCGAUGCAACAGUUCCAGUUAGCUGAAGACGAAUGGUUAGCGCCAAGUCUUCUAGUGUAGCUUCCCUGAUGGCCAUCACUGUGCGGCUGUGUCUCACAGCGUAAUUAGAAUGCAGAGUAUUUGAAGAGUUUUUGGAAAACCCAACAAAAAAAAACACAUACACACAAAUCAGCCUGUUCAUCUGACUAUGUACGCACAAACACACGACAGACAAAACGAAUACGAUUCGGUGGUACAAAAUCAUGCAAAGAACAACAAAAAAACAAAACGCGAAGCAUCUACUGCACAAGCGUGCGGCCAUCCGCAUGGUUGUGAUGAACUAGCAAAUGAAACGAUGUGAGACCAGAACAGCAACAUACAAACAAAGAAAAAUGAAAGAAAAAAAACAAAUAAAAAAAGAAAAAAGAAAAAAAAUCAAACAAAACAAAAAAAACAGUAACUACUGAUAACUAUGACGAAGAAAUAGUUGAUGAAAGAGAACAGAAGAAAUGGGAAACAUGUGAAGUCGAGUGUAGUAGAUCGGUAGAUGACAGCGUCAUCACUUAAUCCAAUCAUAUGUCAAUAAUAACUGUGGCACACAAAACACAUACAAUGAGAUACAGCGCAAUUGAAGAAAAGCGUUGGGCAUUAGAACGAAAGGAUGGCGCGGCACAUACACGCAGAGAGAGAGCACUAAAUUUUACUCCUGAUAUUUUUCAUGAUAGAUAGUACUCAUUAAAUGAAAACGCUGAGCCGCUACCAACACGUGUAGGCGGGCAAAACCAAAUGCGGUGUAAUGGCAUUUACAUGGCGAAACUGAUUUUUACAGCCAGCAAGUGCAAUAAGCACCAACAGUGAAGAGUGAAAAAGAUAAAAACACCCGAAAAACAUGCGUAUAGCGCAUUAAGCUAUACUGUGUCUGUGUUGCAGUGUGGCGCCACAAAACGUCUCUUUAUGCAGGUGACCGAAAGGCACCGGGCAAGGCAUGAAAUAGACUAAUGAGAGCAGAGCUGUAAAUCAGUCGGGUGAGGUAAAACAACACAUUGUGAAAACAAUAAUGAUUCGUCCAACAAACGCUAAAAACGCUAACCGGUGUAAAGACAUGACCAUUGAAAGGAUUAUCGCAACGGGCGUACCCGGCUGACGUUUUGAUGUAGCAGUAACUUUAGUAGAUUUCGGUUUCAGGCAGGUCGCAUUUCGGUUUACUUGUUUUUUUUUUGUUACAGUUAUAGUUUUUCUAUCUUUUAUUUUUUGUGUAAGAUGUCUGCAGUGCUCAGGAAAACAUUUUGCUUUUUGCGGUUAAUGAGAAUUCUCACGACAAAGAUGUAAAUUCUGCAGUGCAAAAAAGUACAUGCAUGACUGAGGAAGUGUGCAAAAGCUGAGACUCAGAUGUGUCUUCUUAAUCCCUCUAAAUGACCAGCGCACAGUAUCAAUUCAAUUCAACCAAAAGAAACAAAAAACUUCCAUUGCGGUUGGAACCACAAGAAAAAAGGGGUUAAAAAUGGAGCUCCGAGUAUAUGAAUUUUAUGUUUGAUCUUCAUACUGAUUUGUUCAACAAUCGUAUGUUGCUCAUUUACUGUACUCCUUUUUACUUCUGUGAAGUUUAGCCCACUCAACCAAAAUGCAAUUUGUAGAUGAAUUCUUUGCUUUACUUGUGAUUUUUAAUCUAUUUAUAAAAAUUUGUUUUUACAUGUUUAAUAACUACUCUAGAAUUCCAUCGUUUGUGAACACUGCUGUUGAUGCUACCUGCCAUUAGAGACGUUACAAUAUUCCGUUUUACUAAAACAGCAAAACCGUUUCAUAUAUAUGCAAAAGAAAAAGUUGCAUUUUGCCAUACCGUUUAGUAAUUUUUCUCGUUUUACUCUUGUUUACCGUAACAAGGUGUCUAUUUUUUUAUUGACAACUCCUGUAGUACCAUUUCCGAAUUUCCGAAGAUGGCCACUACGCGAACAAAACGUAUGAAUGUAUGCGGAACGGUAUUAAAAAAUUCCAAAACUGCUAUAUAUAUUUUUUAUUAUUUUACCAAUUUUUGCGAAUAUACAAUGUUUUAUAUAAACGAAGCGUGGAAGCGAAAGGAAACAUUUGUUUAGACCAAAUAUUUUUAAAAUAAAUGAAAGAAAACAACAGUGUCAAUACAAUCAAAAUUGCAUAGAACAAAACGAAGAGAAAAAAAAAAUACAUUCAUUUGAAACCAUUGUGAUGAAAAACUGUAACACAACAAGAUAAACAUAAAACAUUGAUUCACGCACAGAAGCAAACAAAAGGAAUGGAUAACGAGAUCCAUCAAACAGUAGAUGAUGUUUACUCAAAAAAGAAAAAAAGUAAAACCGGAAUGAUAAAUUAUAUUGACGACUAAACAAAACAAUACAUAUAUAUGAAAGUAAAUAAUUAUAUAUAUUAUAUAUAGAGGACGCUCACGAAGCUCCAGAAUUAAACAUACACUUAUACAUAUACACAAAAUAGAUAGGAGAUAUUUAAUUAACUGUGAACAAUUUACCAAACAACAACUGCAACAUAAACAGCAAACAAACAAGAACGGGAAAGAUAUAUUGAAUUGUAUUGGGCACUAGAAAACUACAACAACUGAGUAGCAAACCGAAACAACAAAAAAAAACAUAGAGAAAUAGGGAUGGUUUGGUUGGAACGCAAAUAUAAGCAACAGCAACAACCUACUUUACCAUGAUCAGAACACAUAGGGUUACAUAGUGCAAACACUAAACUCAUACAAAGUAUAUUGCAACAGACCGUUUGAACUGUUUCAUUUUUCUUAAGUACACAAACACAAAAACACACACACACACUAUCGAAGUAAAUUGCAACUCGUAAUUAAAUAAAGAGUUAGUGAAUAGUGUUAAAAAUAAAAUGGGGUUUAAACCUAGAAACAAAAAGUAAAGUUAAGCAAAACAUUUAAAACAGUAAAACCGAAACUCAAUCAAAUCAAAACCACAACUAAUAAACACACACGAUAGCAAAACUGAACCCAAUCAAACAAGAGCAAAUAAAAAAAAUUGAAGCAAUUAUUCAAAAGUCAGCUAACGGCAUGGUGAAGCAACUAAUAAAACAAAACAAAAUAAAAACAUUAGAAGGUAUUGGAAAAAUCGAAAUGCUUCGAAGCGAUCGCGACAACGCAUGUGUCGAAAGAGAUCACGAUCAACGCAUUAUGUUGUAUCGUUGUUGGUGGAAGAAUGGAAGAAUGAGAGAAUAUAACACACCAUUUAAUCAUUCUAUGGAGCAACCGUGAAGCAACUAUCUCUCUCUCUCUCUCUUCCCUGAUAGCCAAGAUGGAUUAAUUAGCCCAAAAAAUCAGGCGAUCAGGUGCGCGAACAGAACGGUGAAGUAAAUAUGUCUGUACAUUGUAGAUGCACAUCAUUUUAAUGUAUUUCGUUUCGAAAGCAACCAGUUUAUGCUUUGUAACGUACCGUGUUUCAUUUCUUAGGCGUUGCUUUGGACCAACUGUAACCAGUUGCGAUUAGAAUAUGAGUUGGGAAAAACGAGUUUAUUUGUGUUGUAUGUGCCGAUGGUGAAAAAUCAAUUUCUACUCUAGCAAUUAAAAACGUGACCAGUAGUAGCAAUUCAUUGUGACGAUGAUAAAUAGGCGGAUGGUGGACGACCGGGGAGAAGAUAAAAACGCAGCAGAAACGCGGCAAGAAAAUAGUAAUGCAAAGCAAACAAGUCUUCUUACUAUUGGACGAGAUCCCUAAGACACAUUAGAGGAGAUUCCCAUAUCUCGUAUAUUAAAAUAAUAUAUUUACAUAUAUACACGAGUCCCUGAAACAAGAAAAAAAAAGGUGUUUGUUACUUUAUUUACAACUAUUGAACGUAUUUGAUUGGAUUUCAGUUGUGUGUCAGCGUUUUUUGGAGGAUGGUUUUGAGUUUUAGAUAAACAUAUAUAUUGCAUAUAGUUUGGAAAACCUACCUUCAGCCAAAACGAAGAGUUCUAAGCGGGGAAGCAUAAACGUAAAAAUUUAGUGAUCUUUAAGAAUUGUACUAAUUAAUCCCCUAAAACAAAGCAAACAACUAAGCACACUUUCUAUACAAUCCCAAAAUGGUGAAAACUUAACGCAGUUGUGGACACAUAUACAGACGGCGCGAUCUUUUAAACACAACCACAACAAAACAAACUACAGCUGGCAAAACUUAAAAUAAAGCACCAUUAAAAAAAACCCGAUGCGAAUGGAGAAGUAAAGCAAAAGCGAAAGCAAAAUCAAAACAAAUCCGUAAACAAAUGAACAACAAUUAAAUAUAUCUUACCUUAAAAGCAAAAGAAUCUAACAUCAAUACGAACAGCAAACAAAACAACAAAGCAAAAGAAAUAGAACUCAAACCGAAUCAACAAGCAACAACCAAUUAUAUAGCUUUUAAAAUAAAGAAGAAAAGCUGGAGCGUGAGCCAAGCUCCACCAUGCUCCAACAACCACAUAGAACGUUUACCAGUGCGAAUAUUAGAUAGGUAUUGGAAUCUUUAAAUGAGCAAGAACGCUAACAGGUGUGCAUAGGGGAAAAAAUCGGCCACGUUACAAACACUUACUAAUCCUACUUACAAUCCAAUGCGCACAAGCCGGAACACAACAAAUGGUAACAAAUUGAAUCAAAUCAAAACGUAUUUACGCUCCACAAAAUACAACAACCGAACACCGUUUCCGUUUCAUUUAUCCGUCAUUUAUGUUGCAGUACAAUCUAUUAGCAGCCACUUUUCGAAGCGUAUUUUUCAACGCGCACACCAGGCGUGUGCGUGGAAACGCAAAAAGGCACCGCGCACACAACACUUAAACAGACAAAAAUCGAACACGUUAGCAAAAGUGUCGAACUCUUAAAACCGUGAAACACGCGGCUUAUAAACACACAAUUGAGCAAAUAUGAAUUUUGCAAAUAAAACAAGUUUGGGUUGUGAUGGAACGACACAGUGUCAUUUUGCCUGCGUGUGGAUAAGAAAGGAAUGAAUUUAAGCGGGAUGGGCAUUAACUUAACAAGACAAACAAAAGCGAUGGUUAUAAUUAAAUGAAAAGAAAAAAUAUAACAAAAAACAACGUAGCACAUAAUUUUCUGGCGGACGGUAUAGUUGCAGCAGCGGGAAAAUAACAAAAAACACUAACUAGAAGAGAGAGAGAAAGAAAACAAAUAAAACAACAAAAAAAUAGUCAUACGGGGCAGUGAUUUUUCAGCGAAAAUAACAUAGCACAAACGGACGUGUCAUAUAGACGCAAAAGAAGGUUCUUAAAGAUAGAAAGUCUAUUUUUAGUGCAUAUUGUAGCAUGAUUUGAGUGUUUGAACCGAACCAAUAGAAUGUUCUCUCAUUGAGUGUGAAUGUGUGAGUAGGCUGAGUACCAAGCGGGUGGGGGAGAAGAACAACAAACACACUUUUUUCGUAAAAACAAAAAAAAAACAAACAAACAAACAAAUAGAUAGCAAUAGGAGUCUGCGGUCGGUCGGUUUGUCGAAUGAUAAAUGAAUUGAUUUACUAAACAUUUAAAACUCUUUAACCUUUAACCAGCAAAACCUAACCAACAGAAGAAGGGCAAUCGAUAUUAAACAAUUUUGCAAAUAUGAAGAACAAAAUAUAAGAUUAAAAAAAAAGAAAGACAAAAACAACUGUGUUACCAGUUAGUGCGGGGAUUUGUAGGAGGACAGACAGGUGUGAGGUGGGCUUUCAAAGCCGGCAGACACACACAGAACAUGCAAUUUAAUAACAACUAAGCGUUAAUAAAAACCGGAAAAAUGAGAGAAAACAAAACAGAAACAAACCUACUAUCUACCGUAAGAAACUUCUACAGCUACUAUUAGUAUUACUAACGAGAAAAAAAAAUGACAACAACAAAACAAAUCUAUCAUACUUAACAUCACCAGGCACUGGUGAUUGCCGAACUACUAUAUUAACGAUUCCGAUGCUACCUCUGACGGGAGGCAAGCACUAGACGUGGAACUGAAAUACUGUGAUUUUUUUCGUUUUCUCUGCAUGAAAAAAACCCUUUGGACCUAUGUAUCAACCCCCAAUCUAGGUUGUUUGUUCAACAUUGCUCAGCUAAUAGCUCGUUGGUUGUUUUUACUUCGUUGUUGAGUUCGUUAUUAGAAAAAUUCAUUGAAUUGCGAAACAAAACUAUGAUAAAAGAACUAUUUCCCCUUCAGUAAAAAAAAUAAAGAAAAGAAAAACGGAAAAUCUAAUUACGCGCGAAUGAAGAAACGGUUUGAAAGUAUGUAAGCGCUACUCGUCGGGCGCGAGUGUGUUUGUGCAGUUGAUGCGUUCGUGGAUGCGCAACUGAAACACAGCGCACCGUUCCCGCGGUUAAUGGUUUUGAUCGGCAAAACAUGUGCAAUUACAGUAGCGAAAAUUAUUGAUCUUAGGUGAAAAAUGCCGCUCGCAAUUGAUGCUUUAGCAAGGCCGCGCAAAACGGUACACACACACACACCUUUGAAAAGAAGUGGUUUUGGGUGGGUAAAAAUCGUAUGCCAAGCUUUUACACACUUUCCCUCAGCGGUUUGGUUUGUUACAAUACACAGUAACGCUGUGGACCCUAGCGGGUACGGCGGUGUACUAUUGAAUUUACGGCGGACUGCCAAAUGAAGGAACAUAAAACAGCAUUAAGAGAGAAACAAAACCGAGCUAUGUCGUAGUUUCGAGGUCGAAGCAAAAAAAAGGGGGGAAAUAUUGAAAACAAUGUCGAAGAUUUAUUAAGUAUUAAAGUAAGGAAAACAUACACAACUACACACAAACACACACACCCACACACAAUUAAAUACAGACGGUAUUUGUUUGUACACAAGUGAAACAUUAAAAAAAACAAGCAAACAAACCAUUUAAAAAAUUAUUAAAUAUUGAUUAAAGGAAAACAAAACGAACAAAAACAAACAAAUCAAACAUAUUAUAUUUAUAAAUGAGACGACACAAUGAAACUGUUUGUAAAACACAUAUUUGCUGCUGAUAACAAAAACCAGCAAGUAAGAUGCAUCUUAGCAUGAAGUAAGAGAUAACAGAACAAACACAAAAACCACAGCGAUGACAGCACGGUACACAGCUGGGCGGCAUUGUUGUCGGUGUUCGUGCAAACUACAUUACCGAGUGAAAUGCAAAUGGAGACAGAACGCACAAAAUGGAACAUACAAUACAUUUUCACGAGACGUGCAACCAAACAAAACAUUGGAUAAGGUGUAUUCAUCUAUCAACGAUAUUUUGCAAUUUCGUUUCGGCCAGAAGCACCGGUGAUGAAGGGAAUACAUGCUAAGAAUUAACAUAAGAAUAUCCAUAAAAGCAGAAGAAAUUCAAUCAAGCAAGAAACACAUACACACACAUAAACAUACCAACAUAAACACAUGUUUAGCACAUUAUAGAUGUAGACGCACAUAUAUAAAUUGAAAUAAUUAAAAAAAAACACACACACAGGGAAAUGCCCAAAACCCUUACCCCAAAUUACACAGUUCGUUCAUUGACUUAAUAGCCCAAAAAUGCAGUAUGCGAUACUAAGCUUUGUUUGGAAAUGGUUUCCGCAUCCUUGGGAGAGUUUCCAGAUCACAAUGGAAUCUAAUCUGAUUAACAAAAAGCCACAGCUUUAUUUCAAUUCUGUUAUAAUAAGAUGCAUUUUCGUGUUGUUUUUAUAACACUUACACAAUGGUUAAGUUAAGCAACCAUUUUGUUGCAAGUAAUUUUCACAUGCAAGCAAACCUUUCUAAACAACGAUAAAACAAACGACAACCGCAUCCACAAACAUACACACAUACUAUAUGUGAUGCAAAUGUACGAUCAUUUGGGAUGUCGUGCAAUUGUUUACAAAAGUACAGUUCAAUUCAAACUACUAGAAUUAAGACAAACACACCCAAAAACACAAAACUAUAUAUAUAUACAUUAUUGCAACAAAUAACAAAUUGCAAAAUGAACAAAAUACAUACACACAUGAAAACAACAAAAAAAGAGAGUGAAAAAUAUAUACCAAACAAUGUUUGCAAAACUAUUAUUUUACAAGUACGAAUAUUAAAAACGAAACGGACGCCGGCGACAGGCAAUAACCUAUUAACGAAAAGGAGGAGAAAACAAGGCAAAUACAUUGUGCUAAGCUGUUUUAAAAUGAAACUAAAUAUAUGCAUAUUGCGAAACAUGGCCCAACAGCAGACAACAACAAAAAAAACUUGGGAUAACCCAGUAAUAGUCAAAUUAUAUGGGAAAGGACGGUUAAAAAAAAGGCAAAAAACAAUUGAAUCAAGAAUAGUGGAAACUAAAAUCAACAGCAACAAAUCAACCAUAAACUAAUACAGUUGUAUUGACACGAAAAUAUCAAUAAAACAUGAUGAUUAUCAAAGCAAA